UGACCUGGGCUGUCUGAGCUGGAGAUUGGCGCCAAGCGUGGGCUCCUGGGGGCCACUGGCGGGACAGCAGCAAGGCUCAGCCUGAACCCCCGGCCAUGGAUAUUCGUAAAUUUUUUGGGGUUACCCCAGUUCCAAAAAAACCUAGCUCUGGAAGUACUGAUAAAGAGAAAGCAAAGAGUGUUGCUGCGCAAAAGAAAUCAAAGGAUAAUAAAGUAAAGAGUCCAAAUGAUGACUUAAAAGGGAAGAAUGUCGGCAAGAAAAGGAGAGUGAUAUUUGACUCUGAUUCUGAAGAAGACACACCGCCAGUUCAGAAACCCAAAAAGUCACGUGAGAAGUCACCAUCACCUGUACAGGCCAAAAAAAUCAUUAAACCGGACCCGGUCUGCUAUGUUUCUGAAAGUGAUGAAGAAGAUUUCAUUCGGAAGAAGCCGCUACCAAAACCCAAGGAAAAUGGAACAGCAUCAAACUCCCACCACGGAAAGCUGCAACCAUCUAAAGCACAAACACCCCCUAAACCGGCAUCUCAGGAAAAGCUGGUCAAAACGUCAGUGGAAGAUUACUUUGGCAUUGGCAGCAUUAAACGAUCAGACAAGAAGCUAGUAGCAAGCAAACGAAAAGAACCAUGUGGGAGCACAGAUGACUCAACACUGGACGAUGAAGCAAUUGCUAAAGAGUUGCAGCUUGAGGAAGAUGCAUAUCUGGAAAAACAGCUCCAUGAGGAUGAGGAAUUUGCUCGAACUCUCUCAAUGUUGGAUAAAGCACCGAGGAGCAAGGUCCAAAAGACAAGUAGUGAUAAGCAAAAGUCUCCAGUGAGCAAAUCUAGCCCAACAAAGAGAAGUGCGUCUGCAGUGCAGCCCUCAGUUCGAACGGCGAGCGUUUCUGAAGACUCGCAUUUUAAAGGAAUAAAACCUAAGAAUGCAGCGCCUUCGCGCCUACAUUCCGAAUCAUCGUUUGUACCUAUUGGGAAGACUUCCUCCAAUGAGAGAUCUCCUGUGAAGGCCAGUUCCAAGCUGGCAAUGAUGAAACAAAGAGAUGAUGGCCAUGAAAAAGAUAAAGAGCUAUCUACACCUACGAGGAUAGAAAAGACUAUUUCACCAAAGAAAGAGCAGACACCUACAAAAAUAUCUCAAAAGUCAGAGUCAAGUCCUGAGGACUCCGAGAAGAAACAAGGCAAUUACAAAGCCUACCGGAAUUUUCUUAACAGAGAAGGUCCAAAAGCAUUGGGAUCUAAGGAAAUUCCAGAGGGUGCUGAUAACUGUAUGGAGGGUAUGACUUUUGUUAUCACUGGAGUCCUGGAGUCUAUAGAACGAGAUGAGACCAAAUCAUUAAUAGAACGGUAUGGAGGAAAGGUAACUGGAAAUGUCAGCAAGAAGACCAACUAUCUUGUUUUGGGUCGUGAUGGAGGCGAAUCUAAACGAGAGAAGGCAGAGAGUUUUGGGACGAAGAUUCUCGAUGAAGAUGGACUCUUUAGUUUAAUUCGAACUUUACCUGGAAAGAAAUCAAAAUAUGUUUUAAAGGCAGAAGCAGAGGCAAAGCAAAUGCAAACACCUGAGCGAACAGAUAAAGGCAUGAAGAAACCAAGUCCAAGCACCAAAAAAUCGACUCCAGGAAAGAAGUUGUCACCACUCAAGAGAGAAACAAACGACUCAAAGAAGAACUUAACUUUGAAAGAUGAACGUAAAUCUCCGGCAAAGAAACUGGAUUUAAACACGAGCAAGUGUGAGAGCUUGCUCUGGGUGGAUAAAUACAAGCCUGUGUCCAUUAAAGCAAUCAUUGGACAGCAAGGAGACAUGAGCUGUGCCAACAAACUCCUCAAAUGGCUGAAAUCAUGGCAUCAGCACCAUUCUGGCGAGGAAAAGAAACCUGCUGCUAAAUUUAACAAAUUUGGAGGUAAAGAUGAUGGAUCCUCUUUUAAAGCAGCCUUGCUGUCUGGUCCACCAGGUGUAGGCAAAACGACUACAGCCGUCCUUGUCUGUGAGGAGCUGGGCUACAGCUAUGUGGAACUGAACGCCAGUGACUCUCGUAGUAAAAACUGCAUGAAAGAGAUGGUUGCAGAGUCGUUGAAUAACACCAGCAUCAAAGGCUUUUAUUCUGGUGCAUCCAAAUCUGUAAGCGUCAAACAUGCCUUGAUCAUGGAUGAAGUAGACGGAAUGUCAGGAAAUGAAGACCGAGGAGGAGUACAGGAGUUAAUUGGUUUGAUAAAAAAUUCCAAGAUACCGAUCAUCUGUAUGUGUAAUGACCGGAAUCAUCCUAAAAUCCGAUCGUUGGCAAACUACUGCUUUGAUCUCAGAUUCCAGAGGCCAAGGUUGGAACAGAUUAAGGGUGCAAUGAUGUCUGUGGCAUUUAAGGAAGGAUUAAAAAUCCCACCACCAGCCAUGAAUGAGAUCAUCCUUGGUGCAAACCAGGAUAUCCGACAGGUAUUGCACAAUCUCAGUAUGUGGUCUGCUAGCAAUAAAUCUAUGUCCUACGAUGAGGCCAAGACCAAUGCCAACAACGCUAAAAAGGACAUUAAAAUGGGUCCGUUUGAUGUUGUCCGCAAAGUAUUUGGCUGUGGAGAGGAAACUGCUCACAUGACCCUUAUUGACAAAUCAGACCUGUUCUUUCACGACUAUUCUCUAGCACCUCUUUUCGUGCAGGAGAACUAUGUCCAUAUGAAGCCUGCUGCCGCUGGUGGAAACAUGAAAAAGCAUUUACUUCUCAUGAGCAAAGCAGCUGAUAGUAUUUGUGAUGGUGACCUUGUUGAUCGGGUGAUCCGCAGUAAGCAGACCUGGAGCCUUCUGCCAACACAGGCCAUCUAUGCCAGUGUCCUGCCCGGUGAGCUGAUGAAAGGUUACAUGUCCCAGUUUCCCAACUUCCCAAGCUGGUUAGGGAAGUUUUCAUCGACUGGCAAGCAUGAUCGCAUUACUCAGGAACUUGCUAUGCAUAUGUGUCUCAGAACCCAUUCAAGCAAGCGUGAUCUGAACCUGGACUACUUGCCUUACAUGAGAGACACACUGGUCAGGCCCCUGUCAAUGCGUGGAGCCGACGGCGUGCAGGACGUGGUGGAUAUGAUGGACAAUUACUACUUGAUGAAAGAAGAUUUUGAUAACAUUAUGGAAAUAUGCAAUUGGGGAGGAAAACCUGGACCCUUUUCUAAACUUGAUCCCAAGGUUAAAGCUGCCUUUACCCGUGGCUACAACAAGGAAACCCACCUGACGCCUUAUUCUAUCCAAAUAGUCAAGGCUUCAAAACGAGAGGCUACUUCAUCUUUAGAUCCAGAGUACAAUGAGGAGGCAGCGGAGUCUCAGACCGAAGAGAAAGAGGAAGAGAAAGAGGAAGACAUUAAAACGGAUGCAAUGAUCAAGGCAAAAAAGCCAAAGAAUACCAAAGCAUCAAAAGCAGAAAAGACUGGAGGGAAAAAGCAAGGCAAGGCUAAAGGAAAAACCGCCAAAUGAACCCUGAAUUCAUUCCGUAGGAAUGGUCUGAAACGGAACUCUCUGAUCGCAAUCCACUGGUAUUACUUGUUACUGAAUGAGAUCAUCUAAUGGUUACCCAUGUGAUGGCGGGACCGAGGCUCGUAUAAAGCAGGGAAAGCAACAUUUUAACUUUCUAUCAAAGAUCUCCUCUUUCUGCUGCAAGCUCAGUAUGGAUAAAAGACAUUCAUUUUAGGACUGCUAUAGUCUGCUGGGCAGUUUGGGGUGGUGUUUUGUUUUUUUUUUUGUCAAAUUUUUUGUCCUUGUUUUACAAUUUCUUUUUCUCUUUCUGUAAAUAGCAAAUAUUAAAGAUUUUGUUUUGUAUAAUACUUAAAUAUAACUAUAUAAAUCUGCAUUAAAAUUAGUUUCACAUA
Pelobates fuscus (common spadefoot toad) is the source of this 3826-nucleotide messenger RNA. RefSeq names its product replication factor C subunit 1 (gene RFC1). Gene Ontology annotation, cellular component: nucleus; DNA replication factor C complex. The coding region runs from base 96 to 3434 and encodes 1112 amino acids. Gene Ontology annotation, molecular function: ATP binding; ATP hydrolysis activity; DNA clamp loader activity. The transcript is spliced from 25 exons. The record is from RefSeq and is a predicted model, not a curated record. Gene Ontology annotation, biological process: DNA repair; DNA replication. NCBI's taxonomy places the organism in Eukaryota, Metazoa, Chordata, Amphibia, Anura, Pelobatidae.